Caenorhabditis auriculariae is the source of this 1048-nucleotide messenger RNA. The record is from the annotation of a GenBank genome assembly. Lineage: Eukaryota; Metazoa; Nematoda; Chromadorea; Rhabditida; Rhabditidae.
AUGGUUUUGUUGUAAUUUUUAUUUUUAAAAGAUUUUUUUAUUCAAGCCUUUCUUUGCCUUGGAGUUCAAGAUGACCAUGUCAGGAUUGAAAACGUUAAAACUGGAAGAUCCGAGUAACAUUCAGUGGGAAUUGAAGGUAUUCUAUCCAAACCUAGGUUUUCGACGAUUUGCUUCAGUUGAAAUGUUCAAGCUGUGGCGAUGUGCCGGAUCGUUGGAGAUACGUUGUUGCCAAUGUAAGCUCCCUUCUGACUCCAGAUGGACUCACCAGAACUUUUCAGGAGAGUGAGCCUAUACCUGGAAGUCGAGGAGAAGCAAACUAUAUCGAAAAAUGCAAGGGCUGCGGCCAUCUCAACACGCUCAGUCUAUAUAUUUUGCCGUUCCAGGAGUUUGAUGAUGUUGCAGGUAUUCUGGAGGACUGCUUCAAGCCCUACGUCGAGGACAAGAACGAGUCCUGGCAGCCGGUGAUGAUCAUGGACAGCCGUGGCUUUGAGCCCGUCGGCUUCGGCCAAGCUGUUCGUUUUUAUUUCUUGACUUUAGAAAUCUUUUUAUCAUAUUUCUAUUCGCUUCGCUUUUUUUUGAUGAGAAGGAACAACUGUACAAAAUGUAUGAAGACUCUCGAAUGUUACACGGUGGGCUUGAAAGCAAAUGUCCGAUUUUCAACCUUCAUUUAUCGCAUCAGAGAAGGGGUCUUCCCAAAGUCAGAGAUGGAGAGUGUGAAACUGAUAGGUUUAGGAGACCACCUAGUAUUUUUUUUCUCAAGCCAGAGAUGAAUUAAGUGCCCCCCUAGCAAAAUACAAACCUCCUGUAUCACAAGUGUAGAACUAAUUCUAAAAUUCAGUCAAACUGGAUAGCGGAUACCAACGACUCGAGUUCCACAUUCAAUGAAAUCAGUUUCUCCUCUUCCGAGGUAAGAAUUCAAUCCAAUUCCUGACCUUCCACGUGUUUUCUCCAGGACUGGGCCGAUUACGACUCCCAAACCAAUGAACCGGUGAGCAUUGAAAACUUUGAAUCACGGUUUCAAGUCGUCAAGAACCCGCAUAAGAAAUGA